AUGACAUCCAAGAAUACGCUGUCCUUCGGCCAGCGAGCCAGCAAUCAUCCCAAUGCGCUGGUAAAGAGACUAUUCCAGAUUGCGGAGCAGAAGAAGACGAAUAUCGUGCUGUCCGCCGACUUGACCACCACCAAAGAUCUCUUGGAGAUCGCAGACAGUCUAGGUCCCUACAUCGCGGUCCUCAAAACGCACAUCGACAUCCUCUCGGACUUUGAUACAUCAACGAUCCAAGGUCUGACAGCUCUCUCGCAAAAACACGACUUCCUGAUCUUCGAAGACCGUAAGUUCAUCGACAUCGGCAACACCGUGCAGAAGCAGUACAAAGGCGGCGUGCUGCGAAUCCACGACUGGGCGCACAUCGUCAACGCCAGCGUCCUCGCCGGCGAGGGCAUCAUCCAGGCUCUGGACCAGACGAUUCACGACCACGCAGGUGUCUCGGAGGACCGCGCCAUCCUCAUCCUCGCCGAGAUGACGUCCAAAGGCUCCCUCGCCAUCGGCGACUACACCCGCGCCUCGGUGGAGAUCGCGAGGAAAUAUCCCCAGACCGUCAUGGGCUUCGUGUCGACCAAGGAGCUGUCGAGCUAUUCCUCGGACCAAUCCACCGUGACGGCCGACAACGAGGACUUCGUCGUCUUCACCACCGGCGUCAAUAUCUCGAGUAAAGGCGACGCGCUGGGCCAGCAAUAUCAGACCCCGACCAGCGCCAUGGCCGGCGGCUCCGAUUUCCUGAUCGCCGGUAGAGGCAUCUACGCCGCUGCCGAUCCCGUCGCGGCCGUCAAGGAAUACCAGGCCGCUGGGUGGGAGGCAUAUGAGCAGCGGUGCUCGAGGGCGACUUCGUCUGCUUGA
Exophiala bonariae is the source of this 846-nucleotide messenger RNA. RefSeq lists its product as uncharacterized. Bases 1 to 846 code for a protein of 281 amino acids. Gene Ontology annotation, molecular function: orotate phosphoribosyltransferase activity; orotidine-5'-phosphate decarboxylase activity. The record is from RefSeq and is a predicted model, not a curated record. Gene Ontology annotation, biological process: 'de novo' pyrimidine nucleobase biosynthetic process; 'de novo' UMP biosynthetic process. The transcript has 2 exons. Lineage: Eukaryota; Fungi; Ascomycota; Eurotiomycetes; Chaetothyriales; Herpotrichiellaceae.